Messenger RNA from Trypanosoma theileri, 621 nucleotides. RefSeq lists its product as uncharacterized. The record is from RefSeq and is a predicted model, not a curated record. The transcript has a single exon. The coding region runs from base 1 to 621 and encodes 206 amino acids. Lineage: Eukaryota; Euglenozoa; Kinetoplastea; Trypanosomatida; Trypanosomatidae.
AUGCAGCAGCCAGCCUCACUAAGUGUUGCAGCGUCUCCCGCUCCUGUUAUUAAACGCGCAGCACCUGUUAAACUCACAUAUGAAGAAAUUCAUCGUGGGGCUCUUUUUUCUGUAUUCGAUGACUUUGCUCGUCAAAUGCGGUAUAAACAACAUGUUGAGCAUCUACGCACCACCGGUGGGGAUAUUCAGGUGAUUUCACGAAAUGCGGUUAGUACAUCCAGUGGAGGAGGAGGAGGAACAACAGGAUUAGCAGAAGGAGCCAUUUCUAAAGAAAGUACUACACGAUUGCUAAAAGAACAUGCAAGUGCUUCGUGGGGUAUUUUCUUUUAUCAAUGGAGUCUCUUUGGGCUUACUGGUGUAUCUUCUGUGGCGACGGCGAUGGGUUUCUAUCUUACUAUUUAUCACAAUCGUAUGUUUCUUCCAUUAGGGCCAAUGGCUGCUGUGGUAACGUGGCGUAUGUGGAAUCUCCUGGAGGAGGCGUGGGAGCAGCAGCGGUAUAUUGAUAACGCCGCCCAGCUGCGUGAGUCACGUAAGGGAAAUCCAAUGAAUUUAGUAGCACGGCGAACGGGUGCUGGUGGGAAAGAAACGGAAGUGGAAGAACCAUCAGAGGAUAUGAUGUAA